AUGGUGGACAACUAUGAAGACCUAUUUUAUUGUCUUCGUGAUCCGACAAUGGAACAAAUUCGGGAGCUAUAUUGCGCACACGUCCUAAACCACACUUUAAAUUCCUUGCGAGAUCAAGGAUUUCAUCGUGCCAGAACACUGAUUAUCUUACCAACGCGUGAAUCCGCCAGACGUACCGUUCAUCAGAUGCUGCGUCUUAUGCCGAAGGGUUCCACAGUUAGCCAUAGGAAACGGUUUGAACGUGAAUUCGGACCAGAGGAAGGGCAAUCAGAUCGGGAUAAACGGAAGGGCAAAAAGCCUCCGGACUUCGAGGAGUGGUUUUCGUGCAAUCACGAUGACCGUUUUCGAAUCGGGAUAGCUGUUUCAAAGAAAACGGUUAAAUUGUAUUCUCCUUUUUCGGAAUCCGAUAUUAUACUUGCUUCUCCAUUGGGCCUCGAAACUCUCAUAAACAAUAAUGAAGCCAUGACCUCGGAUUUGCAAUAUAUUACCACAUCUACGGAGGUUUUGGUCAUUGACCAAGCAGAGCAUUUGCUUAUGCAGAAUUGGGCGGUUUUGCAGGAAUUUGUUAAUCGAUUGAACCAUAAACCUACAAAACCUGCAAUUUCCUCUCCCGCACGGAUUCGUCUUGCUUAUUUGGCGGGAUAUGGUUCUCGAUUUCGUCAAACUAUUCUCUUCUCCGCUGUUGAUAACCACUUGAUCAACUCAUUGAUAAGCAAAUGUGAAAAUUUUCAGGGAAUGAAUCUCUUCCUUCCAGUCCCGCGGUACCAAGAAGACAGCUUAUUUCCCAGUUUCUUACCGUAUAAGCACCGUGUGCCCGGACUUAAACGUUCGGCGAAGGAGGCAUUCGAAAAUUCAAUUGAUUUGACCGCCUUGGACAAUUUCAAGCUUAACUUGAUAACCUUUGGUGUGACUGGAUCAACCCUUACCUCAAACCCGUUGUUUCAGCUAACGAAGGAUGAUUUUCAUGAGAGCAACGAAGUGGCAGAAGCUGAUGCAAAUUUAGGUCGUUUGGAGGACAUGAAUGCACCGUUGUUACUUAAAAAGAGUCUCCUUGCCUGCGACUUCUCCGAUAAAGGUGGUCGUGCAAUACCACUCGCUCGACUCGCUGCCUUCAAGCAGCGUUUAUUACCGCGCCUUAGGAAGGGUCUUGACGAGCGUGUGCUUAUCUACGUCCCAGAUUACUAUGACAUCGAGGAGCUGCGUAACCUCCUGCGCGAAGAAGCCCUCUCCUUCUGCUACGUUCAUGAGCAAGACAAUGAAGCUGAGCGGUAUCGAAACCUAUUCGACCAAGGUCGUAUCCGUAUUAUGCUGAUCAGCGAACGUUACUACUUUUUCCGUCGACGGAAACUCCGCGGUGCCCGAAAUUUCAUUUUCUACGGACCACCCACUUUCCCCUGGUUCGUGCAAGAGCUUCUUUCAGUUUGUAAAGUAGCGCCUGCGCCGGCGACCAAUGCCUCGGGCGAGCCCCUCACAGUCGGAACCGCGAAUCCCGCAUCCGCCCUCUCGUCUUCCGUCACAAUUCUCUACUUUCCACCGUGGGAAUCCCAUCAAGUUAGCAUGAUUACAGGCACCCUCGACGUUUAA
Molecule: messenger RNA, 1584 nt
Organism: Mesocestoides corti
Lineage: Eukaryota; Metazoa; Platyhelminthes; Cestoda; Cyclophyllidea; Mesocestoididae
Source: the annotation of a GenBank genome assembly